Molecule: messenger RNA, 2649 nt
Organism: Filobasidium floriforme
Lineage: Eukaryota; Fungi; Basidiomycota; Tremellomycetes; Filobasidiales; Filobasidiaceae
Exons: 3
Coding region: 1-2649 (882 amino acids)
Biological process (GO): regulation of DNA-templated transcription
Molecular function (GO): zinc ion binding; sequence-specific DNA binding
Source: RefSeq, a predicted model, not a curated record
AUGGCGGAAGAUACGGGAGUCGACCCAAACAUCGAAUCAGAGCCACGACACCACGAACAAGAUGAGCUGCUCGGAGACGGGAACCAGCCCGGUCAGGAUCAAGAUGACGAGGAUCGAGGUGACGAAGAUAGGGACGAGGAAGAUGGGGAGGAAUACCGGGUCCGAUCACCUACCCAUCCUCCCGAUCAGAGUGUCGACUCCGAUGCCGGUUUGAACCCUGCGAUGGAGCUGGACCUGGAUAUGGAGCUGGACUUGGAACUGGAGGCCAACCUAGACCCCUCACUCCGCCCGACUCCUACCCGUCUUGACAACCCUCGGUCUAAACGUAGGAUGAAGGUCAAACGCAAACGACAGUUCGCCUCUGAGCUCGAUAUCGAUGAUAACCUCAACAUCGAUCCCGAAUUGUUCUCUCCCUCCCCAUCGGAAAGACCGACCCCGCACGCACUAAAACUGGCCGAUUCUCAUUUGCGACAACGGACCGCCGGUCUAUCGCACGUCCGAGACUUGUUGGUCGAGGAGAACGGGAGGUUGUUGGCGGAUAUCAGAGGUCUAGAGGAGGUCAUGUCCGUCGGAGGUGGAGCUGAAGUUGGAGGUGGAGGCUCGAGCGGGGACCUGGGAGGUGCAGGGAAUUGGCAUGAGAGCCACGGUCUUAGGGAUUCGAGGACAGAUCUGUUAGCAGAGGCAGAUACAGAUACUGGGACAAGGCUGGCGGAACUCCUGGAGAACGAGAUGCAAGAAGAGAUCCGGGCAUUGCGGGCAAAGCUGGAUGGGAGCGUGGGUGAUGACCGGAUGGACGGGCGGGGAGAACUCACCGAGAUCGUGCAGGAUCCGGAGAUGGCGAAGGAGACGGUAGCGACCACGUCAAGUUCAGCAUUGGCAACAACAUCGCCUGUCGGAUCCACGUCCCCCUCGACAUCGACACUAUAUACUUUGAUAACCCACCUAGACCGUUCGCUCCGCACCCAAACGGCGUCUUUGGCUGCGUUGCAGGACGAACUGGCGCAGCUCGUCCAUCAGCAACAACAGCAGCAAGAAAUUUCGAACGACACUGGGAUAUCGAGGGUCGAGCGGGAUCGACCCAAAAAGUUCGCUACAGGCCGUAAACGCAAAACCAACCGCGAUCAGACGCAAAAUCAGGAUUCCGGCUACGGCUCCGAUUCUUCUAUUUCGCAGACCGACAUUGAUUCGGCUGAAGAGCUGGAAAGGGAAGAGCGCGAGAUCAUCCACGGUCCUGAGCAGAGCGAGGUGGAGAAGGUCAUUAUGGAUAUGAGGGGGUAUGUAGAGGUCUGUAUGAAACUGUGGGGCGAGGAAAGCCGUCUACCCGAAGCGUCAGACUAUCUCAACCCGGUCUACCCGGUCUUUGCACUCCCUUACGUGCCCAGACGGAUGUACAAUACCCGUCGAGGGAAAGUACCGGCGUCGAGCAGCAAGCCCAACGCGAUGAGAGAGAUGCCGGUCGAGUUGAGAAAGUUGAUCGCUAGACGUGCUAAGGGGGGCGGGGAUGUGCUGGAUUCGGAACCGGAAUCGGAAUCGGGACCGAAGGGAGAGGCAGAAGGAGAGAGUUCGACGGCCAACGCAUCGGCAUCGAACGCCGCGAGACCAGAUGCUGCGCCAAAAGAGGACGAACCAUCGAGCUCUUUGAAGGGAAAGAAGCGCGUUGCCCUCGGACCACCAGCGACAGAUCCUCGAGUACCAAAGAGACGUGGUCGGCCGAGCUUGUUGGAUAUGCGAAUGAAGGGGCUGGAGCCGACCAUCUUCGAAACGAUGACCCGCUCUGCUGAACUAAGUCCUAGAGCCACAGACGGGUCGAGCUUAGGCCCAGGCGCUGGCUCGGGGUUGGGAUUGGGUGAUGUGUCGUCUCUGUUACCGGACGACAUCGUCUACCCAGAUCCUCCCCCGAACAUCCCCAUGUGGGAUCCGGCGCCAAAUGUGACCUCGGCGAAUGUUCAUUUCCACACCCAAGUGCCCUAUCAGAUCCAGAUGGCUCGGCAGGAAAUGGCUGAUAGGCUGGCCAGAUCGUUUGUCGCCUCGGUCCCGGGAGUGAGUAUGGACGAUUAUCUGCCCGAGACGGACCACCAUAACCAUGAGCAGGAUCCCAACCGAGCCGGUCCAUCCCACGCUGUGAUGGGAGCCGGAGCUGAGCAGGGGCAGGACGCCGUACCCGACUUCUCAUUGGAAGACCUCCAGCGGCAUGGGCUGUUCGAUCAUGAGAUUUCUCAACAACAAGUGGACAGGACCGAUCUGGAUCAAGACAAUGCAUCGGCUCUCGACAAGAUGCAGAACUUGGCGGUGAGGGCGUUGACGUGCGAAAAUUGCGGCCGUACGGGAACGUCAGUCUGGAGGAAGUUGACGAUCGGCGAAGAUGCGCAGAAACAGACGUAUCGCGUGUGCAAUCCAUGUGGAUUGCACUACCAGAAAAACUUGGUCAUGCGGCCCCAGGCGAUGUGGGGAGAUAUCAAUAUUGCGCCACGAAAACGACGGCCAGCCAAGCCGAAGGGCACGCGUGCCCAAGAGAUUUUGCAGCAACAGAACGAGGAGCAGCAGCUGCAACCAGACCAGAAUGAAAUGCACCAACAAGAACACCAUCCCAUGGAACUCGGUACCCUGCAGAUGGAAAUGGACAUGAAUAUGAACGAUCGGAUCGAGUAA